Molecule: messenger RNA, 1146 nt
Organism: Daucus carota subsp. sativus
Lineage: Eukaryota; Viridiplantae; Streptophyta; Magnoliopsida; Apiales; Apiaceae
Product: proteasome subunit beta type-7-A
Exons: 9
Coding region: 170-991 (273 amino acids)
Cellular component (GO): proteasome core complex
Molecular function (GO): threonine-type endopeptidase activity
Source: RefSeq, a predicted model, not a curated record
GCCUAGACCAAAUUAGUUAUCUUCUGGCCCAAGCUUUCUUUAUGUCUUUAAUCAAGCUUCAUCUUCUUCGUUGUCAAAGUGUCAAUCACACUGUAACAAACUAGGGCUGUUUUGCAACCUAUACACACAAUCAACUUUUACUUGUUACAGGUUUGAAAAAUCGAAAAAAAUGUCGAAAGUUGAUGUUGACGUUCCGGCGAAAGGGGGAUUCAGCUUCGAUCUGUGUAGAAGGAACGAUAUGUUGAUGAAAAAAGGCUUGAAGCCUUCGUCGUUUCUCAAGACUGGGACUACUAUUGUUGGUUUGAUCUUCAAGGAUGGCGUUAUUCUCGGAGCUGAUACCAGGGCUACUGAAGGACCAAUUGUAGCUGACAAAAAUUGUGAGAAAAUACAUUACAUGGCACCAAAUAUCUACUGUUGUGGAGCAGGGACUGCUGCUGAUACUGAGGCUGUAACAGAUAAUAUUAGUUCUCAGCUGAAGCUUCAUCGUUAUCACACUGGCAGGGAAUCAAGGGUUGUGACAGCCCUCACACUUCUAAAAUCUCAUCUUUUCAGCUAUCAAGGUCAUGUUUCUGCUGCCUUGGUGCUUGGUGGAGUUGACGUCACUGGUCCGCAUUUGCACACUAUUUACCCUCAUGGGUCAACUGACUCGCUCCCUUUUGCUACAAUGGGAUCUGGUUCACUUGCUGCAAUGGCCGUCUUUGAAUCAAGAUACGUCGAGGGGAUGAGUAGGGACGACGGAGUUGCUUUGGUACGUGAUGCUAUUCGGUCAGGCAUAUUUAAUGACUUGGGAAGUGGAAGCAAUGUAGAUAUAUGUGUUAUAACUAAGGGGCAAAAGGAGUACUUGAGAAAUUAUGAGACGCCUAAUCCUCGUACUUUCACAAGUGAAAAAGGCUACACUUUCUCCAAAAAGACUGAGGUUCUGACCGCAAAAGUUACACCAUUAAGAGAGCUGGUUGAAGUUGUGGAAGCUGGGGAUGCAAUGGAAGAAUAGAUAGCUAUCAUUUUUCUUCAUGUUAUUGUAUCGGGCCAUACUCAGGACAGUAGCAGGUGAAAUUAUUGUUUGGGCGAUCAUGUAUGAGAUACAUUAGUAUGUCAUCCUUGUUUUGUGUACUUUUUUAUAUAUAAUAUUCGAAACUUGUUUCAAAA